This is a messenger RNA of Ambispora gerdemannii, 309 nucleotides long. The record is from the annotation of a GenBank genome assembly. Lineage: Eukaryota; Fungi; Glomeromycota; Glomeromycetes; Archaeosporales; Ambisporaceae.
AUGGUCUUCAAUUUCCCGAUUCUUGAUUUUGACUCUCUUUACAAAACACCCCAAGAGUUCAGUCUACCAAAUAAAAUAAUCAACGAAGUAAAACUGCAAAAAUUCAGGUUUCCUGUUCCCGAUUUCGAAAAGUUGUCUCGAGAAACACCGCCACAAGAAUUUAGUCUUCCAGUUGAAUAUAACAUGUUUAAACGAAAGACCCUUUUGUCGAACGGUGACCCUAGUUCUCUUUUUUUUGACGAAAAUUCUGGAGUUCGUCGUAAACAUGAAAAUACAGCUUUUAUCUUUAAUCAAUACGAUUUUCUCUGA